Messenger RNA from Myotis davidii, 6333 nucleotides. RefSeq names its product SEL1L ERAD E3 ligase adaptor subunit (gene SEL1L). Gene Ontology annotation, biological process: ERAD pathway. The record is from RefSeq and is a predicted model, not a curated record. The transcript has 20 exons. Gene Ontology annotation, cellular component: endoplasmic reticulum membrane. Gene Ontology annotation, molecular function: protein binding. NCBI's taxonomy places the organism in Eukaryota, Metazoa, Chordata, Mammalia, Chiroptera, Vespertilionidae. The coding region runs from base 25 to 2289 and encodes 754 amino acids.
GGUGGCGGCAGCCCCGAGAGCAGGAUGCGGGUCCGGGUCGGGCUGACGCUGCUGCUCUGUGCGGUGCUGCUGGGCACGGCCUCGGCGUCGUCGGAUGAUGAAAGCGGCCAGGAUGAAUCCUUAGAUUCCAAGACUUCUUUGCCAUCAGAUGAGCCGGUAAAGGACCACAGCACAGCAGGCAGAGUAGUUGCUGGUCAGAUAUUUCUUGAUUCAGAAGAGUCGGAAUUAGAAUCACCUAUUCAGGAGGAGGAAGAUAGCCUCAGGAGCCAAGAAGGGGAAAGUGGCACCGAGGAAAUCAGCUUUCUAGAAUCUUCAAAUCCAGAAAACAAAGAUUAUGAAGAACCAACGAAAGUACGGAAACCAGCUUUGACCGCCAUUGAAGGCACAGCACACGGAGAGCCCUGCCACUUCCCUUUUCUUUUCCUGGAUAAGGAAUAUGAUGAGUGUACGUCAGAUGGGAGGGAAGAUGGCAGACUGUGGUGUGCUACAACCUAUGACUACAAGGCAGAUGAAAAGUGGGGCUUUUGUGAAACUGAAGAAGAGGCCACUAAAAGACGGCAAAUGCAGGAAGCAGAAGUGAUGUACCAGACUGGGAUGAAAAUCCUCAAUGGAAGCAAUAAGAAAAGCCAAAAAAGAGAAGCAUAUCGGUAUCUUCAAAAGGCAGCAAGCAUGAACCAUACCAAGGCCCUGGAGAGAGUGUCAUAUGCUCUUUUGUUUGGUGAUUACCUGACACAGAACCUUCAGACAGCUAAAGAGAUGUUUGAGAAGCUGACUGAGGAAGGCUCUCCCAAGGGGCAGACUGCUCUUGGCUUUCUCUACGCCUCUGGACUUGGUGUUAAUUCAAGUCAGGCAAAGGCCCUUGUUUAUUAUACUUUUGGAGCUCUUGGGGGCAACCUAAUAGCCCACAUGAUUUUGGGCUACCGCUACUGGGCUGGCAUCGGGGUCCUCCAGAGUUGUGAAUCCGCGCUGACUCAUUACCGUCUUGUGGCCAACCAUGUUGCUAGUGAUAUCUCGCUGACAGGAGGCUCAGUAGUGCAGAGAAUACGGCUGCCAGAUGAGGUGGAAAAUCCAGGAAUGAACAGUGGAAUGCUAGAAGAAGAUUUGAUUCAGUAUUACCAGUUCCUAGCUGAAAAGGGUGAUGUACAAGCACAGGUCGGUCUGGGACAACUGCACCUGCACGGAGGGCGUGGAGUAGAACAGAACCAUCAGAGAGCAUUUGACUACUUCAAUUUAGCAGCGAAUGCUGGCAACUCACAUGCGAUGGCCUUCUUGGGAAAGAUGUACUCAGAGGGAAGUGAUAUUGUGCCUCAGAGUAAUGAGACAGCCCUUCACUACUUUAAGAAAGCUGCUGACAUGGGCAACCCAGUUGGACAGAGUGGGCUUGGAAUGGCUUACCUCUACGGGAGAGGAGUUCAAGUUAAUUAUGAUCUGGCACUGAAGUAUUUCCAGAAAGCUGCUGAGCAAGGCUGGGUGGAUGGGCAACUACAGCUUGGCUCCAUGUACUAUAAUGGCAUUGGAGUCAAGAGGGAUUAUAAACAGGCCUUGAAGUACUUUAACUUAGCUUCUCAGGGAGGCCAUAUCCUGGCUUUCUAUAACCUAGCACAGAUGCACGCCAGUGGCACAGGUGUGAUGCGAUCCUGCCACAAUGCAGUAGAGGUGAGGGCUCUUCUACCAACUUCUGUACAAGAAAUUAAUUUUCCUAGAGAAGCCACCAUUGUAGGUGAGAAUGAAACCUACCCCAGAGCUUUGCUCCACUGGAACAGGGCUGCCUCGCAAGGCUAUACUGUGGCUAGAAUUAAGCUUGGAGACUACCAUUUCUAUGGAUUUGGCACCGAUGUGGAUUACGAGACUGCGUUUAUUCAUUAUCGUCUAGCAUCGGAGCAGCAACACAGCGCACAGGCUAUGUUUAAUCUGGGAUAUAUGCAUGAGAAAGGACUAGGCAUUAAACAGGAUAUUCACCUUGCAAAGCGUUUUUAUGACAUGGCAGCCGAAGCCAGCCCAGAUGCACAAGUACCAGUCUUCCUAGCGCUCUGCAAAUUGGGCAUCGUCUAUUUCUUGCAGUACAUACGGGAAGCAAAUAUUCGAGAUGUAUUUACCCAAGUUGAUAUGGACCAGCUUUUGGGACCUGAGUGGGACCUUUACCUCAUGACUAUCAUCGCGUUGCUGCUGGGAACAGUCAUAGCUUACAGGCAGAGGCAGCACCAAGACAUGCCCGGCCCCAGGCACCCCGGGCCACGGCCAGCAGCACCACAGCAGGAGGCGCCACCCGAGCAGCAGCCGCCACAGUAACGGCUGUGCCCAGCCUUGAUCAAUGACAACUGAGGGAAUCGUUUGCAGAGAACACCUGCGUUUGAUCUGGGACUCUGGCUCCGUGGCCACCUCCUGGAAGAGGCACAAGGAAGCAUUGAAUUCCUGCAGCUGCUUAGAAUCUGAUGCCUUUAUUUUCAGGGAUAAGUAACUCCUACCUAAACUGAGUUGAAUUUCAGUGCCGUUUGGAAUAACAACUCUCAGUGGCUUUCCUUUUUUUGGUUUGUUCUGGAAACAUACGUGAGACCCUCAAAGUAAUGUCUACUGUAUCCAGCUCUCUUGGGUCCUUUUGGUCAUUCUCUCAAUGUGCAUAAGUUCUCCGAUCAACCAUCUUCAAGGUCUUGUGCGUCGACACUAAAAACUGAUGUGUGAAAAGGAAAACCCAGUUACUCGCAAGUUUAACCUUAAUAUAUUUGAAAGUCUGGAAAUAGAACUUGCCUUUAAUGUAAAAAAAAAAAAAAAAAAAAAAGGCUUCAAAGUGUUUCAGAAUGGCCAUAGCAGAAACUUCUACCAAUCCACAUGCAACUGCACGUAUUCAGCACAUUUGUUACUUUAAAAGGGAAGGAAAGGAGGUUUCUGACUGCUGGUGAUUGUCAUAUUUUAUACCACACUUCUCUCCUUCAGAGACUGAAAGGCCUUGUUAGCGUUGUGUGUGAAUUUCAUUUCUUUGGAAUGGAAUAUCUAUAAAACAUUGUGAACUGAUUCCUUGAGCUAACACAUGCGUUUGCCCCACCUACUUAAUGCAAUUUGCUUGUUUUAAGUACGCAGAGCCUUGAUCUGGAAGCCAGAGGAUGGACUAAGUGGGAGAAAUUAGAAAGCAAUAUUGUAGAACCCUGCAUGGGGCGCUGAGACCAUAGACAUCCUUCCCCAAAAGUUGACCCCAUAGUUCCCAGGGCUCAUUUAGUUUGCAUUUCUUAUUGCAAAGGAACAGGUCACCCUCCUGAAUUCUCUUAAGUAUGAAAUACUGCAAAGGUACGGCAUGUGUUGACUACCAUGAUAAUACUAAGGCUGAGACAGGAUCUAGGGUGCAUGAAACUCAGUGGUCGAGGACAGCCAAAGCCUGUUCACACUGUUCAGGUGGAUUUUCACUUCUGCCGUUUUAUGUGACAGUAGAAAAUCAGCCACUUUCUCAGCUGUCAUAUUCAUCACCCUCCCACUGUGAACACUAGGAAAAUAAGGCUAUUCCACUCGAGAAUUGUCUGAUUAAAUUGUAUAGGAAACAACAGUGAAGAAAACUUGCAAACUUCACAUAUCUUGCAAAUGAAAAAAUUAAACAGUUUGUAUUUCUUUCCAUUGUCUGAGACUACGUUUGCACCUGAGCAGGCUUUCUGGGCCUACUGACCUCAGUCUGUUUUCUUAACCUUCAUAGUAUACUCUCUUUCCAUAACCCCUCACCUGCCAGAAAACUUGAAGAGUUUGUUAUUGUAGAGUUGUAGGACUGGUUCCUGAAGUUGGGGUUGCAUUUAGAACCAGAUUUAAUUAGUCAGUAAUGAACAUGAGGGCUUUAAAUGUGAUGAUGUAUGCUAUUUUGCUUAGAGUAGAUUUUAUGAGACACCUGGCAAGCAAACUCUCCUCCGAGGUAAUCGCCUUCAAAUCUGAAGAGGUGAUCACAGUGAGAGCCCUGUGUCUAAAAGUAUAUCCGGAAGGCAGGAAAUGUUACUCUCAAAAGUAUAAUGCCACUUUGAGUAGCUCUUGUGAAUAUUACGACUUGUUUGAUCUCUUACACUUGGCGAUUCGGGAACAGUGGAUAGGAUAUGGGGAUGUCUUUACUGCCUCUGCCCCCACCCUUCAGAAUCCCUAUCAGCCACGCUUCAUUUCAAAGGAACUGUUUUAACUGAUUUAAAGUUUAACUUCCACUUUUUCCCCUCUACCACCCAUCUACUUUCUCCUUUAGCAGCAUUUUAUAUCACUCUCCACUUCCCUCCAAUACUUUGGAAAAACAUGUCCUAUAACAGUGUGCACUCCCAAAGCUGAAUGGGGAAGGUCAGUCUGUUCUUCAUGCAGUAACAGGCUUCCUACCAGUUUGCCGCUCGCUGUGUCCUUUUUAUUAUUAACUAGAGGCCCAAUGCACGGAAUUCGUGUAAGAGCAGGCCUUCCUUGCCCCAGCUGGCGGCACCGGCUACCCUCUGGCAUCUGGGACCGGGGACCUGGGUUUCCCUUGCAGCCCUGGCUACAUCCGUGUCCAGUCUGAUUAGCAUAUUAUACUUUUAUUAUUAUAGAUACUCCAAAUACCCCUUUCUUGGCCUUUUCCACUUCCUGUUUUGCCAUGGGUCUUUUGCUCCUGGAAAUUCAAACGGUAUACUUAAAAUAACUUAGUUCCUAUGGCUUGGUGAUGUCAGUCCUUCUGACUGUCUCAAAGUACUCUGCUCCCUUCUCAAGGAACUGGUGUUUCUCCUAAAAUAAUGCUCAAUACUUAACCUAAUCAAAUGGCAUCCAUUUGAAUAAAAUGACAGUAACUAAAGCUAGUUAAUGUCAGUGACAUUAAACUGACUCCAGGACUCAGGAGUUUUAAUGGUAGCAUUUAGAGUUAGCAGGUAGAGUGUGGCUUCAUUUCUCCGCAGUAGCCCAUCACUCCCGUCCCGUUUUCUGGUCUGUCUCUACUUAGGGCAUCUUGCUCGUGCAUUUGGUGGUUGCUCACUCAACUGUUUCAGAGUCUCCACAUUGUCCGUUUGCUUCCAUUUUAUGUUGCAAAGGUCGCAUUGGUGUUUGGGUUUCUUUUUCUUUUCAUUUUGUGUUUGGAGUUUUUCUGUCUGUUUUCUGAGUGAGGCUUAUCUUAUUUUUUUUUUUUUUUUUUUUUUUUUUUGGUUACUAUUCAGAGACACAGAAAAAUAAUUCAAAACUCCUUUUUCAAAGUUCAUUAUUUAACACUUAAAUGAGAUUAACUUGUAUUAAUCUUCAUACUCUUGAUGAUGUGUUACCCUUGUGCACAUAAGAUGAAUUUGCGAGAGCUUUACUGCUGAGCUGUCUUAUCUUUGUGCCAUUGGAAAGUUGUAGAAGCUUUUGUGAUCUGGUGGUGAUCUGAUGCUUUAUUUCAUUUAAGGGCUACUGUUGCCUCCAGAAAACUUAAGUAUUUCACAUAGGAUUUUUUUUUAAUAUUUGGCUUUUUUUUCCCUUUGCUCUUCAUGUUUGCUCUUCAAACCAGUGUGUUGGAGGUAUACAUGCAAACCUAUAAAUGAAGACCACAAUUCUUGAUGUGUGUGGCAUAUAUAUUAUUGUCUGGCUACAUCUACAGAACACUUCCUGUCCAGAGGUUUGGACUGGCAUUUCACAUGCACAUUUCAAUAAAAUGCUUCAGGUAAAACAGACUCUUUAUCUGCCAGGAAGGGCAGCAUGGUACAUUUGUCCCAAUGACAUCUCAUAUUUGUUUUCAAAGUAAAUGUAAUACAUGUUGCACAAUAUUAGGACUAGAGGUGUUCAAGAAAUAAAGCAAAAGAAACUUAUAUUUUCAUGAAGAUAUUUUUAUCAGUCAUUGCUCACAAAUUUAAAUGAAAAUACAAAAUUUCUGAAUACCACAUUGUCUGAGGCACUCCCUGAUUUUUAAUGCAGAGCAGUCAUUGAGAAGUACCUAAAUUUCUCCUUCCACUUGGUAUUUCAAGAAAAUACAGAAUAGCCCACAUAAAAAAAGAUUUGUGUUUUAAAGUGACUAUUUGCACAAGAUCUGAUUUUGUGUGCACGAAAAGGACGUCUUGGUUAUGUGCAACGAGUCAUCUCACAUGUGCUGUCUUUUCUAUUUGGAAUGACACGCAAGCUGACGCUAUUCUCUGAUUUAUAAAAAGAAAUCAGUGUUGAAAUGAUCGAGGUGCAACCACUUUCGAUAUUGAGAAGCUUUGAAAGACGGUAAGCUGGCACCAGAAGGAACACCAUGGCAGACUCUUUCUGUAAAUUUAUUUUGUAUUUAAUUAAAUACAGUAUACAGGCUGGUGAAGUGUAAUAUAAUUGUGUAAACAAAUCCUGUUAAUAGAGAGAUGUACAGAUCCGUUUUGUACUGUACCUUGAACCUUGUGAAAUAAAGAUCCCACCUGGUUA